Messenger RNA from Plectropomus leopardus (leopard coralgrouper), 1108 nucleotides. NCBI's taxonomy places the organism in Eukaryota, Metazoa, Chordata, Actinopteri, Perciformes, Serranidae. The record is from RefSeq and is a predicted model, not a curated record.
UCUGUCAGUCUGAAGAGGCUCCAGCUCCGACAGCGAGUCUCUGAACUCAACCUGGACGCGUACGAUAAAGAACCGACCGACCAAUUUGGUUCGUCUGUUAUCGUCUUAACGGUAACACAUUUUAUCUAAUAAAAACAAAAAUUACUCCCCACUGUCGCAAGUUGUUGUAGUUUAAAACAGUCCGGGGUUCACUCUGCUGUGAUGCACGGGUUAGCCAGCUAACGUUAGCCGGAGAGAGCUAGAACCGUUAGGGGGGAGUAGCGGAGUCCGUGCUCCUUCUUUGAACCGUGUUUGGAGGGGUGAAUAAACCGGACUAAACAUGGAGAAAAGUAACCGUUUUGUAGAGCUGUACCACUAUCUCCAAGACCCACACCUCGUCGCCCGCUUCCAGCGCUUUUGUGGGGUUCACGGGACGUUUUCGAGAACCGUCUGUGCUGGUACCAAGGACCGGACUCACUCUCAGAACAACGGGGCUUGCCAUCACCACAGCGCGGGGAAUGAGGGUGAAAACUUGGCUGUUAUCGGAGCAGGAGAAGGGGAAAUACCAACAAGGAAGAGGGUUAUCGAUUCAGAAGUGGCGAACAUCAGUGAAAAACUCCCCCAAAACGGGGCAGUUGUUUCCACAGCGACUGCAGGCGGGGAGACGGUUGGUUUGGGGAGUAACGGUCGCAGAGUCGCCGGGGCCACCGAACCAGAGCAGCGGGAGAAGGAGAGCGGAGCCCCGGGGUGCAGCACGGUGAAACCCCGCCGGAAGAACUCUCUCACAGGCGACGCCGGGCAGGAGUUUCUCAUCCAGAACCGGUUUUUGUAUUACAUGUUCACUUUCGGGACCGAGCUGGGCAACGAGCUGUUCUACAUCACCUUCUUCCCCUUCGUCAUCUGGAGCAUCGACGCGUUUGUGGGCAGGAGGCUGAUCAUGGUGUGGGUCUGGGUCAUGUACCUGGGGCAGUGCACCAAGGAUGUGCUCGGGUGGUCCCGGCCAGCCUCACCACCUGUGGUCAAAGUGGAAGUGUUUUACAACUCUGAGUACAGCAUGCCGUCCACACACGCCAUGUCGGGCACGGCCAUCCCCUUCUCCCUGUUCUUCAUGACCUACGGCCGCUGGGAG